Passer montanus (Eurasian tree sparrow) is the source of this 2227-nucleotide messenger RNA. RefSeq names its product INTS3 and NABP interacting protein (gene INIP). Bases 404 to 718 code for a protein of 104 amino acids. The transcript has 6 exons. Lineage: Eukaryota; Metazoa; Chordata; Aves; Passeriformes; Passeridae. Gene Ontology annotation, biological process: DNA repair. The record is from RefSeq and is a predicted model, not a curated record. Gene Ontology annotation, cellular component: nucleoplasm; nucleus; SOSS complex.
GGAAGUGCGAGGGCAGGGCACGGGAAGAGAGGAGGGCCCGGCACAGAAGAGGCGAGGGCGCUGUCGCGCCGUGCGAGCGUCACGGGCAGGGGGCGGAGGCGGCGCGGCCGCGCUGCGGGAAGGGGAGCGGGGGAAAGGAGCCGGAGCCCCGCGCUCUCGGGAUUCAGCGUUCCCGUCCCUCGCCUCCGCCUGGCUGAGCCAGAGCUCUUCGCCACUGCACUUUACAGCCUGGCACCUUGAUGGAAACAGAUGUUGAUGGUGGUCCGAGGUGACGUAUGACCGAGGAGCAGCAGGCCUCCUUUUUUGUUUUGCCACACUGCAGCUAACUUUGUCCGGUCUUAUAUUUGUGGGGGUUAAAUUAUUUGAACUCCAGCUGAAUAAAACAAGGGCUGAAAAUUGAAAGAUGGCAGCAAAUCCUUCAGGACAAGGUUUCCAGAAUAAAAAUAGGGUUGCAAUCCUGGCAGAACUAGACAAGGAGAAGAGAAAGUUACUUAUGCAAAACCAGUCUUCCACAAAUCACCCUGGAGCCAGCAUUGCACUUGCAAGAUCACCUCUGAAUAAGGAUUUCCGUGAUCAUGCUGAGCAACAGCACAUUGCAGCACAGCAAAAGGCUGCACUGCAGCACGCACAUGCACACUCCUCAGGAUACUUCAUAACUCAAGACUCUGCAUUUGGAAAUCUUAUUCUUCCUGUCUUACCUCGACUUGAGGCAGAAUAAGGAAUGUUGUUUGUCUCAGAAAUUCAAGAUCUGAUUUUUGUCCACAGCAGGAGCUGUCUGUCCGUUUAAUUUCUUUAUGUAUCUUAAAACCUACUUUUUUCUGGGUUCUUGCAAAUGCCAUUCAGGAGUGUGAGCUCUAGUGAUGGGGAAAUAGUGUUGAAAAUUUUUUAUCCUGUAUUUCUGUUCCUCUGUCGGGUCAAAGUCAAAUGCAAGACUUCUUGGGGUUUGAAGUGCACAGGGUUUCCUCUUCCCUGUUUCAGUGCUUCCUUUAAAUAAAUGUCCAAACCAGAGCUACCAAGAGAUGCACAAUCUGACAGCAUUUGUGUUUCUUUUUAUUAUGUACAGGUAUGAUUUUUGUAAUGAAUAAUGAAAAUUAUUUCUGUCCAUCAAAACAGACACGGAUUUGUCAAAUGCAUCAGCCAGUCUUCCUCCCCCACCCUCUCCUAUGCAGAAACAUUUAUAGUGUACUGUUUACCAUUGUAGCAUCCUCUGGUCUUAAGUCUUUAGUUACAGUGUGCCUGCCUCUUACCUUGCUUUGUGAAAUGUGGAAAUGAAUUAAAGUGGGAAAAAAGUAAAUAUUUCUAACAGUCUUUUUAUGGACAAAAUAUCAAAACUUCUCUGGACAUCUCAGAUGGAAAGUGUUGUCUGCAAAGACAAUUCCAUUUAAAAGGUCAAAUUUUUCUAGUUAAGCAUUUUUCAAGACUCAGUGUGUUUUAUUUUUGUUCACUUUUUUCCGUGGUGUUUUUAUCUGUGGUAAACAAUUCCAGCUUCCUGCUGGAAAAAGAUCUAUUGAUCUUAAGGUAAAUUACUUUGGAACUGUGAUUGUGCUGCCAGGAUAAAGUAACUUAGAGUGAAAAAUAGGCCUUACUUGGACUUGGUUAUAUCUCCACAGCUUUGCUUGUGCAGUUAGGCUACUACACUGAUUGCAUUGCCUACGGAGGCAAGUUCUAGAAAACAGAAGAGAACAGGAAAACUUAUGUGAGAAUGAUAAACCAGAAAGCAUCUGUUAAACUGGUGCCCAUUUGAAACAGCUCUGUCCUGUGCAGAAUCUUAGCUGUCCCUAAGUUUCCAGGAUUGUAGUUGGCAUUUCCUUAGGGACAUUGAGGGUAUUCUGUUUCUAUAUGCAGGGGAUUGCCUGAACCCAAUAAGCACUACUGAACUGUUAAUAUUUUACUGUUAAUAUUUGCAGUAAUCAUGAAUACAGAACAACUGUAUUUUAUUUUAUAUUUAUUAUUUUUCCUUAAACCUGCACCAAGAGAUGGGUGCAGGUUUAAGGAAAAUGCCACUGCUUUCAUAUACCUCGGCUGAAAAUAGACCUUUGCAGAAACUGGAGCAUACUGAAACAUUUUCAGGAAGGAGAAUCUUCUGGACCCAGCCUGGUAGAGCUUAAAGAUGUGCAAUUUUAACAAGAACUAUUCAUACCAUAUGCUUUUUUUUCUGGGUUCUGAUGUGAUGAGUCAUGGGAAUGAUGAUGGUUUUUGUGGGCAGUGGAGAAAGAAGUCACUUCUA